Messenger RNA from Dendronephthya gigantea, 1745 nucleotides. RefSeq lists its product as uncharacterized. The transcript has 4 exons. The coding region runs from base 623 to 1642 and encodes 339 amino acids. The record is from RefSeq and is a predicted model, not a curated record. NCBI's taxonomy places the organism in Eukaryota, Metazoa, Cnidaria, Anthozoa, Malacalcyonacea, Nephtheidae.
GUAACAUGCUUUCACCCUAACUUCAAAAUCAAUAAUAGACCUUGUGCAUAAUGAUGUCACAAGCUGUGAUGCCUGCACGGAAUUCUGGUUUUAGUAGUCAACACAGCAGGAAACAUCAAACAUUCAAAACUAUGAAUGACACUAAGUCUAGAAUUUUCAGCAGGCAUAACGCCUUGUGACGUCAUUCUGCAUAAGGUCUAUUACGGUACAUGAACUGGCAGUUGUACCCUUUCUGGGAUGAACUACAUAUCAUACAAAAAUAAUGCAUUCUUCUAUAUCUCCAAGUUUCUUCUUCUGGUUCUUGGAAUGAACAACGCAAUAUCUGAUUAUGCAUGCAUUUACUGCUUGGUCCACAAAAAUGAAAGGUACAAGCAAAAUUUAGUUCAAUACAUGUAUCUUAAUUUUAAAUUACCAUACCGUACCAGUAUUUGCAAAUUUUAUAAAUCUUUAUCUGUAUAUGCAUUGAAACAUAGAUUCAAUGCACUCUGAUGCAAUCUACUUUGUUAUUUAUUAUUUACUAAUGGGUUGAAAGCAUCUUUGCUGAUGCAGGUGGGAUACAUCAAAAGUAGAGGAUUACUACCAUAAUAGUAAGAAUACAAGAACACUUAGUAGCAACAGAACCAUGGCCUGCAAGUCCUCAUCGAACUAUGGUUGCAUCAGAAAGCCAUUGCUCAGUAUCCCAAUUCAGAAUGUCAGAAUCGACGAACUUCAUUUGCUUCUCAGGAUAACUGAUAUUUUAGAACGUAACAUAAUAAACGAUGCAAUUGAGCGUGAUGUUGAAGAGAACCUUAAUAGAGCACCAUCAGACAGGGAAAAUAAACACCUACAAAAUGUUGUUGAAGCCAUCAAUAACUGUGGUGUAAGCUUUAGUGUAUGGAAAAAGAAGAACGCCGAUGGGACUGACAGUGGAAUGCAUGACUGGACAAGCAUGGUUGGCAAUGAGAAGAAAAAAGUUCUUGCAAAGCUGCCUGCACAGUUCCCAAACAUUCUCGAACCAAACCAUUGUGAUACAAUUACAGAAAUAUGGCAGGAAUUUCGUGAACUAUAUGGAAUACUAUCAUCAUGGAAGCCUUCUGAGGCAGAUAUAGAUGGAUUUUUUGGGAAGGCCAAGAACUGGGUAGAGCUAUUCCUGUCUCUUGGUGGAAAAGUGAUGGGCUAUGAAAAGGCUAGAAUAACACCAUAUAUACACAUAUUGCUUUAUCAUGUACCCAGAUUCAUCAAAGAUGAAAAAUCUUUGAAAUCAUUUACUGGGCAAGGAAUUGAAAAGAUUAAUGAUGUGGUUCGGGCAAUUUAUCAUAACAAAAGCAACCGGCAUGAUGCUUGCAAAGAGGCAAUACUGGCGCUUCGAAGAAUUGAUAAUCUUCAGAAUUUUGAACGAAUCCCACACCAAUACAAGAAACAAGACAAUACCUAUUGGUCAAAUGAAAUAUUUGAGCAGAGAAGAAAAAAACCGCGUCUUUGUGUAGAUCCAAGAGAAGACGAGAACGAUCAAGAUCAAUUAACCCCACAGGAUGUAGACAGCAUGAGUUUAUGUGAAGUGAAAGAAAAACUAAAAGAAAUGAAAAUAAAAACAAAACUACGAAAGCUUGACAAAUUGAAGGAACUUUUAAAAAGCACCAUUUUGGGUGCUGCAUGCACCUAAGUACAAGUACAAGUGUACAACUAUAUUUUAAAGUGUCUCGGCACUACAUGCUCGUCUUGAGAAAUGAAUUUUAGCUUUCUCAAUGGGCAUUCUCUUUGCUUGA